Capsella rubella is the source of this 1353-nucleotide messenger RNA. RefSeq names its product F-box protein At3g62430. Gene Ontology annotation, molecular function: protein binding. The record is from RefSeq and is a predicted model, not a curated record. Lineage: Eukaryota; Viridiplantae; Streptophyta; Magnoliopsida; Brassicales; Brassicaceae. The coding region runs from base 1 to 1353 and encodes 450 amino acids. The transcript is spliced from 3 exons.
AUGGUUAGGAUCAGUAACUUACCAGAAGAGCUUGCUUGUCACGUAAUCUCAUUCCUUUCGACAAAAGACGCAGCGAGGUUGAAGUAUGCUUCCAAGAACUGGUAUAGUCUUGUUACCAUCAUACAGAGUUGUGUUUUUGAUGAUUCUUCCUCUGCCAUUAAUGGAAGUUUCAAAGAUUUUGCUGAUCGAUUUGUAUCUCCUCGACAUGAGAGUCACCACCGUAUAAAGAGAUUCUCUCUAACGCUCACGUCUUCGUCUUUGGAUCCUUCUCAGUAUGAUACAGUCAAGGAUUGUUUACGCAGUGUGUUCAAGCGUGGUGUCUUGGAUCUUGAACUCGACAUCAGAGUUGGUUAUGAUGAUCAAGAAGAUGUUGAUGAUGAUAAAUACUCACUGCCUUUAGAGUUGUUUACUUGCAAGAGCGUUGUGAAACUAAGACUAGGCUCUGGUUUUGUUAUUGAUCAUCUCCCUAAGAAUGCUUUGCUCCCUUCUCUCAAGACUCUCUUUCUUGAUUCAGUUAGGUUCAAUGAUACUACUGAUGGUGGUUGUGCGUUUACAAGGCUUAUCUCUGCUUGUCCUGUGCUUGAGGAGUUACUCAUAUAUGGCCACAACUGUGAAGACUGGAACUGGUCUUGUGUUGUCUCUAGUAAGAUCCUUAAGAGACUUACCAUUCAUCGUAAACAAUGGGAUAACGAUGGUGAUUUCGAGUCUAUCAGUUUUGAUACUCCGAGUCUUGAAUACUUUGAUUACUUUGAUGUUCUCAGAGAUCAUUAUCCAGUUGUUAAUCUCAGUUCACUUGUUGAAGCUAAGAUAGAGCUUCCUCCUCUUUACAAUGGGGAUACCUAUGAUGUUACCAAUCUGAUUAAAGGGUUAAAACAUGUUCAGAUUCUGAUCAUAGGAUUCCCUGACACCAUGCAACUGUUUUGGGCCUUCCGUGAAGCAGUCCCAGUGUUUGAGAACCUGUUUCAUUUAUCAGUAUGGACUGAGGAACCUAUCUGCUGGGCUGCUCUUGUUAUUCUAGUUAAAAGAUCUCCAAAUCUUAAGUCUCUCACCAUUGAGGCUUUGCACUGUGAUACUACAGAAGAGGGUGUGGAGUCUGUUUGCAAAUGCGUGGAGGGUUACUCGUUUCUUCUGUCCUGCCCUAUUGAGAUACUAAAGAUAAACCAAUUCCAUGGAUAUAUUGGAGAAAUGGCGCAAAUAAAGCAUAUCUUGGAGAAACUGCAGUGUUUGGUUUUGUUGGAAGUUCAUGUUGAGGGAAGAAGUGAUGAUGACCUGCAGAUCUUGGUGGAUCUCUUAAUGCUUCCGAGAGCUUCAUCCAAAUGCAAAGUCCAGGUCAUGUUCUCGGAAACAAACUAG